Molecule: messenger RNA, 1135 nt
Organism: Lolium rigidum
Lineage: Eukaryota; Viridiplantae; Streptophyta; Magnoliopsida; Poales; Poaceae
Product: plant cysteine oxidase 2-like
Exons: 5
Coding region: 1-846 (281 amino acids)
Molecular function (GO): oxidoreductase activity, acting on single donors with incorporation of molecular oxygen, incorporation of two atoms of oxygen
Source: RefSeq, a predicted model, not a curated record
AUGGGGGCGGAGGUGGGAGUCGCAGGAGUCGCGGUGCCGCCGGCGGCGAAGAGGAGGCGGGUGGUGGCGGCGAAGCCCAUGGCGGCGGCGGCAGGGAGGGAGAGGCCGCGGCGCGCGAGGAGGCCGACGGCCGUGCAGCGGCUCUUCCAGGCGUGCCGCGCCGUUUUCCAGGGCCCCGGCACCGUCCCCGCGCCCUCCGAGGUCGACCUGCUCCGCGCAAUCCUCGAUAGGAUGAGGCCAGAAGAUGUUGGUCUAAGCUCAGACAUGGCAUUCUUCAGGGCGAGAGAUGUGGCACAACAAAACCCAGCAAUUACACACACAACGAUAUACAAAUCAGAGAAAUUUUCGAUGGUGAUCCUAUUUUUGCCGCAGAAUGCGGUCAUCCCUCUUCACAAUCACCCUGGUAUGACAGUGUUCAGCAAACUACUACUCGGAUCAAUGCAUAUAAAGUCAUACGACUGGGUUGAUCCUGAUCCGGCUGAGAGUGGCGCGUCGUCGCCUGACGAUCGAUUGAGGUUGGCAGAACUGGUUGUGGACGAUGAUUUCACUGCGCCGUGCGACACGUCGGUCCUGUACCCGACGGCAGGGGGCAACAUGCACAGGUUCAGGGCCAUCGCGCCGUGCGCAAUCCUUGACAUCCUUGGCCCCCCUUACUCCAUCGAAGAAGACCGAGACUGCACGUACUACACGGAUGUUCCAUACUCCGAGCAUCCUGUGACGGGCACUGAACUCAUUGGCAGCGAACAAGAAGGCCGGCGUCUCGCCUGGCUGAAAGAGGUCGAGAUGCCAAGGGAUCUGAAGAUGUGCAGUGUCCGUUACGGCGGCCCACAGGUCUCCGAGAGGUGACCCCCCGCCAUCGCCCAUACAUGCUUUCAGGCCCUUUACGACCGAUGAUGAGCUAUCAACUCAACUCAAAGCAGCUGAUGUCAGAAUCGUCUAACCUUGUGAAUACAGACAGCAGCAAGCUAAUUGAGCCAUAAGCCUAGGUUUUCAGUUUGUGUGUGUUGUCUCAGUGAUGCCAGGUUAUCAUGUAAGAGUGUUUGCUUGAUUGCUUUUACAGCAGCUAUAUGGACCUUGUCCACUUCCGUUGUUGAUCUCUGUUAAUGCAAUAGAUUCCACAGAUUUCACUUGCUCA